UACAGCACUGUAUUUGACGGGCUAUUGGAUUGGUGAUGUGGUUAUAAAUGAAUCUACAUUUGCAAAAGGAAUAAGUUUUUUGUUUUUAAUAUUAAAUAUUAAAGAAAUAUAUAAUUUAACUACAAAUUAACAACAACAUCUGCUGUAGCGGCUAGACAAUAUGUAUAACAAUCCGAAUGCUGGCAUAAGGAAUCGUAAGUGGGAAAAUUCUUCUGGCCCGGGACGUAAAAUUAAACAUGUUCGAGAUGUUAAUGCUAUGGGACCGGCAGCUCCCAUGGCCAGUUCCUCUCCAUACUUGCAACCGACAAACGGACCAACUGUCCUGGAUCCAAUGCUAGGUGGCAAUGCUGCUCCCAGUGGCUUUGGCAUGCCUCAACACCAAUCUCCCCAACCAAUGGGUGGUGGUGGCUUCAACAAUGGAGGUAUGUCCAUGCCCAAUCAAAAUUAUGGUUAUUCUGCCCCAUCACCACAACCGCAACAAUACAGUUCUGUUCCCGGAGGACAGCCACAACAGCAACCAUUUGGCGGCGGCGUUGGACCACAACAACAACAGACAGGAGUAGCUGGAGGGCCACCUGGACAGUUUCCCCAGUUUGCCAUGUUUCAACAGCCAAUUGUACAAGAUAUGGCCAUGCAAUAUGGUCAACGACUGGCCGAUCAGGGCAAGCAGUUGGUGGAGAAUCAAUUUACUAAAUGGGUACCAGUUGCCAAAUUGAAAUACUAUUUUUCAGUCGACAACAAUUAUGUGAUCAACAAAUUGAGGUUGUUAUUCUUCCCAUUCACACAUAAGGAUUGGUCCCUCAAAUACGAUCAAGAGCAACCUGUACAGCCCAGAUAUGACAUCAAUGCUCCAGACUUGUAUAUACCCACCAUGGCUUUUAUAACAUUUGUCGUUGUGGCCGGUCUCAUGUUGGGUCUUCAAAAACGUUUCUCGCCCGAAGCCCUCAGUAUACAAGCCUCCAGUGCUUUGGCCUAUUGUAUUUUUGAAUUGGUGGUAUAUACAAUCACACUGUAUGUGGUCAACAUCAAAACGAAUCUAAAAACAUUGGACUUAAUGGCGUUUGCCGGAUAUAAGUUUGUCACAAUAACAGCAUGUCUAUUGGUGAGCACAAUGUUCCAUGGUUUUGGAUAUUAUUUGGCAUUGGCAUACUGUAGUUUAUCGUUGGGAUUCUUUUUGUUACGUACUUUGAAAACCAAAGUCCUACACGAAACCUCACCAGCAGCUGCUACAGGAGCCAUUAACUACGAUCCCUAUGGUAAUCCCCAACAGUUGGAUUACACUGGUGGCAGAAAACGAAAAUUAUAUUUCCUUUUCUUAGUUGUUGGAGGGCAAGCCUUUUUGUCCUUUUUAUUGUCGAAACAUUUAUAUUUCCCCGAUGCGGCCACCUUAGAAGCUAGAAAUCUACAAUUUUAAGUGAAUACUCUUAUUUGUUUUCUAUUCUGUGCAUAAAAACAACAACUAUUUUUAGUUUAAUUUUCCACAAGAAAAAAUAAAGCUAAAAUAUGAACCAUACUAUCACGUUUCCUUAUGUAAACAUAACAUUCGUUGCUGUUCCAUGAUAAUGAUAAUAUCAACAACAUGUGGUUGAAUAUUUCUGAUGGUUGUCACCCUCGAACACGAUGUCACCCACAUAACAAUUUUAUUUUAAAUACGCCUUGAUUGAUAAUUACGUUUUCCUUUAAUUUUAUAUUACAAAAAAGGGAUCAUACUUAAAUCUGUUUAUUUUACAGAUCUAUUCUUUUUUUUUUUUUUGGUGUUGUAAUAUACAUAGAUUAUCAAUUUUAAUUUGAGACUCUCCAAUUUAGUUUAUAAUUGCAUAAUAUGUAUAUUUUCUUAAAACAUUUUUUGUUAAUUCGAAAACAUAAAAUCAUACUUUUUAUAAAGAAAAAAAAUGAGAAUAACAAUAAAAAUAACAUUAUGAACGAAAUGUA
Musca domestica (house fly) is the source of this 1932-nucleotide messenger RNA. Its product is annotated as protein YIF1B-A-like. Gene Ontology annotation, biological process: endoplasmic reticulum to Golgi vesicle-mediated transport. The record is from RefSeq and is a predicted model, not a curated record. Gene Ontology annotation, cellular component: endoplasmic reticulum membrane; endoplasmic reticulum-Golgi intermediate compartment; COPII-coated ER to Golgi transport vesicle. Bases 161 to 1414 code for a protein of 417 amino acids. NCBI's taxonomy places the organism in Eukaryota, Metazoa, Arthropoda, Insecta, Diptera, Muscidae. The transcript is spliced from 4 exons.